GCGAAGUCUCAAUUACAUUGGAAGAAGAAGAAGAAGAAGGAGAAGAGGCUUCUACCAAUCCAUUGCUGUUUAUUUCCCAUUGCAGGCCUAUUGAACUAGCAAACGAAGGAGGAAAGCAUUGGACUGUUAAUGAAGUUAGAGCUCUAAUACGGGUCUGGUCGGAAAAGAGCAUUCAGCAACAACUGGAAGGAACAGUGAGAAACAAAAGGAUAUUUGAACACGUUGCUGCUAGACUACAAAAAUUUGGAAUUGACCGAGACUGGAAGCAAUGCAGAACAAAAUAUAAAAAUCUAAAGCAUGAAUAUAAGAGUGUUAAAGAUGCCCAAUAUUCAGGCAACGCAAGCAAAACUAUGAAGUUUUUCAGAGAGUUGGAUGCUAUUUUGGGACACAAUGCAGAUAAAACAAGCAGAUGCCAUAAUGACUAUGGUGAGAAACCAACAGAAUGGAUAAAGACCACAAUAGAGAAAAAACUAAGAGGUGAAGAGAACUUUAUUAGUAACACAUCUGGAGACACUAAUACAAGGAAAAUGCCAAAUGCAGUGAUACGCAGCACAGCGGAGAGAGAUAACUCUGGGCACUUGGGAAAACCCAAUUCCACACUUAGGAGGGAGCAUAUAAAGGAGGAAAUUAUCGAUUCAGUAAUUCAGGAAGACAACAAUUCCAUCAAUAUGAUUCCAGAGUUCUCACACAUAAAGCAAGAACCAAUUGACAUAGAUGAUGAUUCAGUCAGCACAAUUUCAGAGGAUACAUGCGGAUUCUCAGUGUAUAAACAGGCACCUGGGACAGACAUUCAGAUGACCUUGGAUGAAGCCCAAAACCACUUUAGAGUUAUUACCGUCAAUGACACAGGAGCAGGAAAGCAUUGGUGCGACAAUGAAGUCAGAGCUCUAAUAAAUAUAUGGUCAGAUGAGGAAAUACAACAAAUGCUUGAAGGAGCAACGAGGAAUAAAGAAAUAUUUGAGGAGAUUGCUAGAAGGCUAAUGAAAGUUGGAAUAGACAGAGACUGGAAACAGUGUCGUACAAAAUACAAGAACUUAAAAUAUGAGUAUCGAGCGGUGCAGAAAGAAAACAAUCAGAUUGGUAAUGCAAGCAGGAAGAUGAGAUUUUAUGACGAAAUUGACUGCAUUUUGAGGAAUCAGCCGCCAGAGAUGCUUACAGAUGUUAUCACAGACCCGAUACCACUGAGAGUCAAGAGAAAAGUCUCUGAAGAAGAGUCUUCACCUGUUCAAUUUAAGAAAAGCAUGUCAGAGAAUACAACAGCGCAAUCACAAAGAUGUGUAUCUGAGGGCUUGCAGUCUGUUAUCAAAAACCGAACAACGUUUUUAGAAAGAUUUUACAAGCAGGAAGAGAUGCAGGAUAUCAGAAGAAAACCACUAGACACUGCUCAUCCCUCCCUACAACAG
This is a messenger RNA of Thamnophis sirtalis, 1403 nucleotides long. NCBI's taxonomy places the organism in Eukaryota, Metazoa, Chordata, Lepidosauria, Squamata, Natricidae. The record is from RefSeq and is a predicted model, not a curated record.